Messenger RNA from Eptesicus fuscus (big brown bat), 754 nucleotides. RefSeq names its product chromosome 19 C8orf90 homolog (gene C19H8orf90). The transcript is spliced from 3 exons. The coding region runs from base 206 to 754 and encodes 182 amino acids. The record is from RefSeq and is a predicted model, not a curated record. NCBI's taxonomy places the organism in Eukaryota, Metazoa, Chordata, Mammalia, Chiroptera, Vespertilionidae.
GCUGGGGCCCCGGACCUGGUGCUGUGCGCACAGCAGCGUGUGGGUGGCUGGCCUUGUGGCCCCAGCGUGACCUUGGACCCGGCCCUCCCACCUCUGGCUCUCGGCUGCCCCUGGGAGGCCCGCGGAGCAGCCCCGUGCCUGCAGCCGGAGGCCCCGCCCCCAGUCUCCGGGGCAGCCAGGUAAACAAGUCUGAGGGGCUGCUGACAUGGCCUCCCCCUAUUCCGGGGACCCCAGCAAAGCCGGUCUGCCGCCGCCUCCGGUACCUGCUCCAGGUGCCGUCCUGCCCCCGGAGUUCCCGUUCCCGGACAUCUACGGCGGGGACGCGCAGCUCUGGGAGGCGCACUUCCGCGGCAUCGGGCGCGCCUACCGCGCGCUGGGCAAGGAGGACGACUUCGCCAUCCGCGUGCUCACCGAGGACUUCACGCUGCCCUUCCCGUACGCCUGGCCGCCCGGGCCCGACCCCGCCCACGGGCCGCUCUUCUACGACCCGCGGGACCGCGCGGGCUUCGACUUCCUGCUGCGGGGCCCGGGCGCCGCGCCCCCCGCCCUGCUGAGGCCCCUGCACCACGCGGCCCAGGCGGCCCUGCGCAAGCAGCACCUGGAGCGCCUGGCCUUCAGCUACGCGCAGGCGGGCGCCGGCCCGCGGCCCGGCCUGGUGCUCCUGGCGCCCGGGCCUGCCGCCGGCCCUGCCUUCCAGGGGCCGCCCGGGCCUGAGCCCGCCCCCUCCGGUGGGGGUGCCCCCAGGCUGGGCUAG